Homo sapiens (human) is the source of this 8425-nucleotide messenger RNA. RefSeq names its product rotatin (gene RTTN). The record is from RefSeq and is a predicted model, not a curated record. The transcript has 46 exons. Gene Ontology annotation, biological process: cilium organization. Gene Ontology annotation, cellular component: centrosome; ciliary basal body. NCBI's taxonomy places the organism in Eukaryota, Metazoa, Chordata, Mammalia, Primates, Hominidae. Bases 30 to 6209 code for a protein of 2059 amino acids.
CUCCGGCGGCUGCAGAUUGACGGGACGAGAUGGUCCUGGCAGGGCUCAUCAGGAAACUCGGUCAUCAGCUGGCCGAGAUCAGGGAGCGCGCUCUCAAGAGUAUUCUCUGCAAGAUUGAGCACAACUUAAUCUGCUACGCUGAUCUCAUUCAGGAGAGGCAACUUUUUCUUCAUUUGCUGGAAUGGUUCAAUUUCCCGUCCGUUCCGAUGAAGGAAGAGGUUCUGAACCUGUUAAGCAGAUUGGUUAAGUAUCCCCCAGCAGUCCAACAUUUGGUUGACGUUGGUGCAGUAGAGUUCUUAUCUAAGCUUCGGUCUAAUGUGGAGCCAAAUCUGCAGGCUGAAAUUGAUGGCAUUCUGGAUGGACUUUUUCUUCUUCCUUCGGAAGUUCCUGCACUAUCUUCUGCCUCAUACCAAACCAAUCAAACUGAAUUGUCAAAAAACCCUGAAAUCUUAACAGGAUAUUUUCCCCAAGACAAAAGUAAUUUCCAGCAGAUGGAAGUGCCGCCACGACCAGUGGUAAAUCAGACUGUGAAGUGCUUGAAGUUUUCUACAUUUCCUUGGCUACCCCUGACCACCACAGACAGACAUGUCCUCUCCUCUAAUGAAAGCUCUUUAAGAAGUAGUAACCACACUUUAAUCUGGAACACCUGUGAACUAUUGAAGGAUGUUAUCAUGCAAGAUUUUCCUGCUGAGAUUUUCCUUCAAAGGCCAAAAAUUGUUCAGAGCCUUUUAUCUCUGUUGAAACUGGCCUUUGGAGAUGGAAAGCAUCGCCUGGCAUUACAGUCGGUGUCCUGCCUGCAGCAGCUGUGCAUGUAUUUAAGAAACAGACUUAACUUUCACCGAGAUCCAGGUUUUUUCUCCAAUAAACACGACACAGUUUCCCAAAAUUCUUCUUUGUCUUAUUGUCAUGAAGCAAGAGGUACUCAUCAUUCCCAGAAUCCUUCCCCAGGAAGCAGCAGCCCUCGGCCUUCUGUGGUUGGGCGCACAGGCCAGCGACCCAGAGGAGAUGGCCAGGACUGGGAUGCAGCGUCCUCUAGUGGAAGUAGUAGUCAUGCUCAUGUAAACUCCAGGAUAUCCGUUCAUUCACCUUUGGAUAUGGGACACAUAGAUCUGCCAGAGCUGGAAACUGAAGACACAUUGGAACUACAAUUCCAGCAGCUCAGUCUUCCCCAGUUUUGUGUCUCCAUUCUGGAAUCAGCUGUUCCUCUCUUAAGAACAGGUAGCAGACAAGUGAUAAUAAGAGUUCUGGAAUUGCUUACAGAGGAUAUGACACUUAUUGGUGAAGCAAUUUCAACAGAUAUCUGGGAUGACAGCAGCCUUUUUGGUAUAGAUAUGAAGGAGAAACUACUCCUGGUGUUGGGAGCCCUUGGAGAAACCAUGUGCUACCAUAAAAGUAGUAUCAGUUUGGAGCAGCCAGAGGUGAUGCUUGUGCACCACAGAAUGGCCUUUAUCAGCAUUUCCCUGUUUGCAGUUCGACUGCUACAAACGCUUCUCCCUGUUGAAAAGGCAAGCGAGUUUUUAUCAGAGCCUAUGUCAACAGCAUUAUUUCUCCUUUCUUUGGACAUGCCUAUUUCUUUGGAAUAUCCAAAUAUUCAUGAAGCUGUUGUGGCCUAUUUGGAACAGCUGAAUUCUGAAAACUACAGUAUUUAUAAACGAACUGCAGAGGCCGUUUAUUCAAUUGAAUGCACCUGUAACUUCCUGUCUGAUAUUGGGAAAGAGGGAGAGAAGAAUCUCUUAGAAUUAGUGGAGCUGGCAGACCAAGCCUUGCGUAGCUUUUCCUAUCAUCAGCAUUUCCCGCUAAUAAAGGAAAUCAUCAGCAUUUGUUCAAAGAUCUGGAAAUCUGCUCAGGCCAGUCCAUUACUACAAGGAGAAAGUCAGAAGGUGCUUCUCCAUAUGUUGUCUCACCCAUUGCCACGAGUGAAAGCUGAAACUUACCACUGCUGUCUGGAAAUCACGAAGGAAUGUUUAGGUGUCCAUAAUGUCACUAAACCCGUGUCUUCACUUUGCAAUGGAAUUCAUUUUCUACUUCAUCCAAAAGUUCUGUAUGAAAUCUCUGUAUUUGGCAUUCAAGAGCCCGAAAGUGAGCAGGUGAACACUGCUGCCAAGGCCAUUCUGUUAUACCUGCUUCAGGGACGAUUGAUGAUGACAGCAUUGACCUGGAACAAGUUUAUUGAAUCUCUCUGUCCUGUCAUCCCAAUACUACAGGGCUAUGCCGACACAGAAGAUCCUCUGGGUAACUGCAUUCUCCUUCUAAGCAAAGCAAGUUCUGACACAGAAGAGAUGCUUCCGUGUACUACCCGAUUAAAGUCCAUGCUGCGACUUUUGCUAGUGAAAAAGCCAUCGGUCCGUUCGCUAGCAUUAAAGCUUUUAGCAUUCCAUCUUACCAGUGAAGAAGGGGCUGAUACAAAGCGUCCUCUAAUAGACGCCAGAGUUCUCUCCAGAGUUACUGAUUUAUUCAUUGGGAAGAAACCUAUUGAACUCAGACUGGAUGACAGAAGAGAGCUGGUUAUUAAGUUGGAGACUGUUGAAAAGGUAUAUGAAAUCUUCACCUCAGAUGAUGUUGAUCUCGUUUUGAGAAAGUCAGCUGCUGAACAGUUAGCUGUGAUUAUGCAAGAUAUUAAAAUGCAUGCUGUGGUGAAAAAGUUAUGCUUAAUUGACAAAAUAAUUGAGUAUUUAAAUGAAUGUGUGAGUCAAGAUGGCAAGGUUGUAGAAUGUUUGGUACAACCAUGCCUCACACUCUUGAGGAAGGUUUUAUGUGGUGAUCCAGUCAUGCGUGUUUCGCUCUCGCAACAGUCUUCUCUUUUGACCGUGUUAUUCAGAGUUUCCUUAAUAUUUCAUGAAGAUUGUAGUGUCGUGACUGAAGUUGGAGCACUAUUUUGUCUUCUAUUAUUUGAUGAAGUAUCGAGAAUGGAUAUGUGGUCUGUUAAUCCUUCCAAUAAACCUUCUUUGCCAUCGGUCUUCAGUUUGCCUGUUUCCGUUUUUAGAAGGUACCAUCUACCUGUUCAUGUAAUUGGACACCAUGCUGUGAGUCCUUACUCCAUAGUUUUGCCCUUAUCUGCUGAUUGUUUGGCCUUGAAGCCGGUGUCAGAUAUGCUGAGAAUAGCUUGGAACCUGUCAUGGUAUCAUGGGAGUGAUAAUCUGUUGAAGCAAAUGAACUCUGAAACUAAAACGCAAGAAAUUUUAGAUGCAUUGAAGUUAUCUACAGAGGACAUCCUCACUCUGAAGAUAACACACAUGGCUAGUGGGCUGCAGGACUGCCUCCAUUCCAUUGUUCAGGCUGCAACCCACAGGGAAGUUAGGGCUGCUGUCACCAGGAUGAGUUUUUAUCUUCUGAAUGACAGAUUGUCUUUAAAGGGUUGCCCUGGUCCAUGUGGGGUUACCUUGAAGUCCUUGGCUUGGCACACCGCACUAAACAGGUUUUUACAGGUGCUUCCUGCUUGCACUGAAGAUGAGAAACUGCUAAUAGAUAUCAUACAUUUUUUAAAUAAAUUAAUAAAGGAACAAAGAAAAAAUUCUUCACUAGAACUUCUAAACUGGAUUCUCGAAUUACUUCUUAGACAUAGUGCAAACCCACUGUUAGACCUCUUGGUUCUGACAGAGUCACAGGCACGAGAAGAAACAGAUGAUAUCCGGACUGCUGUCAGGCAACAACUUCAGAAAGAACUGAUUGCUCUUUUUGAUACCUUGCUGCUCAAUUUCAUGGAAGUUACUGACAGGAAAUGCUCGGAACUUCUUUACGUUUUUCAAACGCAGCUGGCUCUGAAACUGCUCCAGUGUCUGAAAGUGACGGAUGCGCCUCAUUUCUAUGGCCUGCCGUCCCUUGAGCGGACCUUACGAGGGAUGGCUAACCUCACUGCGUUUCCGGGAUGGAGCUCACACUCUCCUCUCACAAAGCCUCUAGAUAUCUGUGUGAAGUACUUGUCAGGUCUCCUUGAGGUCAUUACUUCUUUUUAUGUGGAGCGUGGAGGAAAUGCUAUGUCCUUCAUGGGAAAAGGUGUUACAAAGAGCACAAUUCUUUGCUUGCUUCACUUAUCCCAUGAGAUGAUGGCCCAGGCUGGGAGCUUGGAGUGGAUGUCACUUUGGUUCUUGCCUUUGGGUAGUCAUAGUGAAGAACAUAUUCCUACUCAACAAGGAUUGGCUUGGUUGAUUCCAUUAUGGGUUGAUCGGGACCCAGAGGUGAGAUUCACUUCACUGGGAUUAGGAUCAGCACUGACCACCCUUGAAACGGGCUGUGUGGCCUUAGCAAACAGUUGUCAGAACAUUUCCGGUGGGCUCUGGGGAACUGUGGUGAACAUUCUUCUGGACCAGUCAGAAUGUAGUAUGGUGCGCCGGGAGGCGGCAUUUAUUCUUCAGAAUCUCCUUGUAAUUCCAAUGCCUACAGAAAUUAUAAAGGAUUAUACUUGGCAGGGUCCCUGUGUUCAUGAUGAGGACUCUGGCCUAUCGCUCAUUGGAAAACCUGCCCUUCAGGCUCUUUUAUAUCACUGCCAUUUUUAUGAACAUUUGAAUCAGAUGGUAAAGCAUUGUUACCUAGGACGGUGUAUGUUUGAUUUGAAUUUUUCUGCUUUUGAUAGAAAUUCAGAAAGCAAUGAUUUAAAUGGUUUAGAUGACUCAUUCAAGUUUUGGAGGGCUCCAUCUAGGACAAGUCAGGAUCGAGAUCCAAGUUCUCUCUCCACCUCAGAAACAACGGUGGCACCUUCAUUGGGGAGUACUGAAUUUCAGCCACUUGUGCAGUCAACAACACUUCUACCUGAAGCCUCCCAUGACCAGUUUGUGGCUCAAGGUCACCAGGAAAGUACAUCACCACGGCCACCUCAUGAUUCAUCUCUUUCUGCUCCCCUGCCCAAACUGUGUGUUUUUGUUACUCCAUCUCUUCUUUCAGCAAUGUGCAGCCUCUUGGACAACCUCUUGACGAUUGCUCCCAGAGACACUGCAAAGGCUUUUCGACAAGCUCAUCUCAUAGAACUUCUCUGUAGCAUUGCAGAUGCUACCCUCAUACAGACAUGUGUCCAGGAACUCAGAGCCCUGCUGCCUUCAUCACCUCCAGCUGAACACACUCAGGCUCAGGUUUCCUUUCUCCUGGAAUACCUAUCCUCUUUGUCCAGGCUUCUGCAGUCAUGUUUAUUGGUGGAGCCUGACCUUGUGAUUCAGGAUGAGCUUGUGAAACCUCUUAUCACCAAUAUCAUUGGAAUUCUCACCAUAUGUACCAAAGAUGUAUUAGAUAAAGAGUUAAUAUCAGCUUUUUAUCACACAUGGACACAUUUAUUUAAUCUUCUGGCCAUGCUCCUGAGGAAAGCUGGUGCCAUCACACUCCCGUUUGUUACCGUGGCCCUGGCCAAGCACUGGACAGCGGCGAUUGAUAUGUUCUGCACAUGUGCAGGCUUGUCUGCCACGUGUCCUGCCCUGUAUACUGCCAGCUUGCAAUUCCUUUCUGUUCUCUUGACCGAAGAAGCAAAAGGGCAUCUCCAGGCUAAGAGCAAAACACAUUUAUGCUGUAGUCCAACAGUGGCUUCACUUCUUGAUGACUCUCAGGAAAAUCAGAAAUCUCUAGAACAACUUAGUGAUGUAAUCCUUCAGUGCUAUGAAGGGAAAUCCUCCAAAGAUAUCCUGAAAAGAGUAGCUGCAAAUGCAUUGAUGUCACUGCUGGCUGUCAGUAGAAGAGCACAGAAACAUGCUUUGAAAGCCAAUCUUAUAGACAAUUGCAUGGAGCAGAUGAAACACAUAAAUGCACAACUGAACCUAGAUUCUCUGAGGCCUGGGAAAGCAGCAUUGAAAAAAAAGGAGGAUGGUGUUAUUAAAGAGUUAAGCAUUGCCAUGCAGCUCCUAAGAAACUGUCUUUAUCAAAAUGAGGAAUGUAAAGAAGCAGCUCUUGAAGCUCACCUUGUCCCUGUCUUGCACUCUCUCUGGCCUUGGAUUUUGAUGGAUGAUUCAUUGAUGCAAAUUUCUCUGCAGCUCCUUUGUGUCUAUACUGCAAAUUUUCCAAAUGGUUGCAGUUCUCUUUGUUGGUCAAGUUGUGGACAACACCCUGUUCAAGCUACACAUAGAGGAGCCGUGAGCAACUCUCUGAUGCUGUGUAUCCUAAAGUUGGCUUCCCAGAUGCCACUGGAGAACACCACGGUUCAGCAGAUGGUUUUUAUGCUUCUUUCAAACCUGGCCUUGUCGCAUGACUGUAAAGGAGUAAUUCAGAAGGCCAAGAUAAAUUGCAGAAGUUGAGAGCAUUUAUAAGAAUUGAGUCUCCUUUUCCUCUACUGUUUCUUCUCCCUGAACUCCUCAGAAGAUACUUUGUUAUCACCACAUAAAUAGAAAGUUCGGUCUUUCUAAGGAAAUGGAAAGAUCAAUCUUACCAAGGAAAGAUGUUUUCAGUGGCACGUUGGAGCCAGCCUCCUACUGACUCAUGAGUGUCAUCUUAAAUUUGCAGGAAUUUUAUAAAAAUUCCAGUUGAUGUUACAUUGUUAUUUUGAAAUCAGCCACAGUGGGCAUAUCACACCACGUAAUUCAGCGAACUGUACAAAUCUUGGAUCUUUUCUACCCUCACCACAAUCAGUUGUUUAUUUACCAGCACAUGGCUGGAUAUUUUCUUCAUGUAUAUGUUCAUGUAUGUCAUAUAUGUAUAUAUAUUUGAAUAUAUUUUCUUCAUAUAUGUAUUCAUAUACAUGCAUCACUUCCAAAAUGAGACAUUCUCUUGAACUGGAUAUAUGUGAUUAGCAUCCAUAAGAAUGAGAGAUUCUGCAUAUGUGAGAGCAGAGCGGGGGCAGUGCUUUCCACCACUUCCUUAUAGAGCAUGUUGGUGGGAAGCUAAGUGGGAGCACCCAGAAGGAAUGUAAGUGCCAAUCUCGAGUCUGGUCUGUGACUUUGAGCUGGAGACCUAUUCUCUUUCAGCUUCAUUUGGGUUUAACAAAAUAAUCUCUAAGAUAUGUUCAACUCUUAAUCUGUUAUUCUGGUGCUAUACUUAAGAAUAUUUUGAUGAAGUGUGAUCAGACUCUCUUUCCAGGGACGGAUUAAUCAAGUCUUUUUCCUCUGCUCUAAUUAGGAAAUGCCUGAGACUUCCUCUGCUGCAUUAAGUAAUAAUGAGCCCAGACACUUAACACUUCUACUUCUUCAUUACUCAUCUGUAGGACAUAGAAAAUGCAGCAGGUGGUAUUGUACAACUCAGGCUCCGAAAUAUCCUGCUUGUUUGUUUUUUUUUCUACCAUGGUAUACAUCUCUACAUAUUCUACCUGGUGUAGGAAAUUGUCUGAAAACAUCUUUAGAAGCAGCAAAAAAAAAAAAAAAAAAAAAAAAAAGGAGUGCCCACAGCACAUUUAUAUUUGAGAGCACUGACAUCUGCUUUAUCACCCUUGUCAGUCCCAAAUCCAGCAAGGGUUGAAUCUAAAAACUGUCAGUUUGGCUGACAGUAGGUGUGAGUGACAGCACAUGCAGCUGAAAGUGGGCAUGUAAUUUUACAGUUUACUUAUUGUGUGGGUAAUGUUGAUAAUAUUUCUGUAGCUCAUUUCAUUCUUAACACUCAGAGUCCUUUUGUAUAAAAACGUUAAGUUUAUUUUAUAGAUUAAAGCCAACAUCUUGAUUUUGGUCUAGGAAAACCUAAGAGAUAAACUGGAGUAGAUUUAAACAGAGAGAGAGAAGAGUUAUUCUGUGCAAUCAUAAAAGUUAAGUGAUUGCAUUUCAUUUCUAAAAUGUCCACCUAACUGUGGUUUCCAUGCUGCCAUGGGCUGCAGCUUGAUGCAGCACUUUUAUACUUUGCAUAUAGAUUAGUCUAAGCAAUAAUUUAUUAUCUUUCUUAUAGUGAAGGGUUUGGUGGGGUUUUUUGGAAGGGGCUUUAUUUGGAGGUUGAAAAGACUCUUACAGUUCAAAUAAUAGAGCUUUCUCAUCUGUAAGCAUAAUAGAAUGACGUGUAGCCAUCAGAAAUUCUUACUUGUAAUGAUAAGUACCUGGGAUAAAGUGAAUGUAAGAUGUAUCUAUAGAUUUGAUAAAAACAACAACAACACCUGUAGCUAUAAUGAUUCAAAAUACCCUCACUACUUCCAGAGUUGUUAACUAGUAUUCAAGACUGAUUUGGAUUUUUGCCUUUUUUCCUUCCAUAGGGUAGCUUUUAAUAGCAAAAUCACCAGAAGGCAGAGAGAAGAGAAAACUCAAGAGCCCUGAAAUAAUCUCCAAACUUAAUUACCAAUUCUAAAUAAUUAAGAGUUAACUAUAGUAUACUUCAUCCAUCAUGAGGAAAUAAUUAGCAGGAAUUAAAACUUGAGCACUAUUUUGUUCUUCUUACCUUUUUCACUUAUGCUUGGAAAUAAUAUAGAUGGAAUAUUCAGAAGCUAUUAGAAAGGAGAAAUUAAUGUAGAGGGAGAGUAUAUCAGAAUGUUAGUUAAUUGGUCACCAAGGGACUAGGAAAAUAAUGAAAAAGAUGAGAAGAAAAUAAUAUUCUCUCUAUUUAU